Molecule: messenger RNA, 2447 nt
Organism: Bactrocera oleae (olive fruit fly)
Lineage: Eukaryota; Metazoa; Arthropoda; Insecta; Diptera; Tephritidae
Gene: gsb
Product: paired box protein gooseberry
Biological process (GO): anatomical structure development; regulation of transcription by RNA polymerase II
Molecular function (GO): RNA polymerase II cis-regulatory region sequence-specific DNA binding; DNA-binding transcription factor activity, RNA polymerase II-specific
Source: RefSeq, a predicted model, not a curated record
AUCUCAAGAAAGCGUGCUGGUGCUCGGACUGACCGUUUCAAAAUCAGUUUCAAGCUGGCAAUCGAACGAGUCACACAUUUGGUGUAGAGAGUUUUCAGCAAGUAACACAUGAGUCAACUGCGACGCUCUCAGUAGCUUAGAAAGAACAUAUAUCUAUAUUUCUACACAUAUAUACUAGAGAUCAAAGUACAAACUAUAUGUUGGUGGAAAAAGUGUCGUCCGUUGAGUUAAUUCGCUUUGGAAAAUUCAGUGAAAAUAAUCGAUAUUAACGCUUAUUGGGCAGCGCACGUGACGUGUUCAAUUUGACAAAAUAAAACGAACUGAACGCUUUUUUAAGACGUGAAUUGUUGUAAAUAACAGUUGAAAAAACAUUCCAGUAACAAAAAGUGUUGUGUACAAUAAAUAAAACAACAAAAAUAAGCGAAAAAAACUUAGUGUUAAAAAAAUAACAUACAUUUUUAAUUUUAUGCGCUUUUAUGCUUGCAAGGUUGCAUGAAAACCAGUGAUUUUUUAAGAAAAUCUACAACAACAAUCUCACACCAACAAAAAUAAAAGAAAGAUGACAGUCUCAACAUUAAAUAUGACACCAUACUUUGCUGGAUAUCCCUUCCAAGGACAAGGACGCGUCAACCAACUCGGCGGAGUCUUCAUUAAUGGACGUCCACUACCCAAUCACAUACGUCGUCAAAUUGUCGAAAUGGCCGCUGCCGGCGUACGCCCGUGCGUCAUCUCACGCCAGUUGCGCGUCUCACAUGGCUGCGUCUCGAAAAUAUUAAACCGCUACCAGGAAACCGGCUCCAUACGUCCAGGCGUUAUUGGCGGCAGCAAGCCGCGCGUUGCCACACCGGAUAUUGAGUCGAAAAUUGAGGAGAUGAAGAAUGCCAAUCCCGGCAUUUUCAGCUGGGAAAUACGCGCUAAACUCAUUGAGUCCGGUUUGUGCGAUAAGAAUACCGCGCCUUCGGUUAGCUCGAUCAGCCGCUUGCUGCGUGGCGGCAAUAGUGGCGCGCACUCUGAGUCAGGCAGCUCAGCGCAUUCCAUUGAUGGCAUACUCGGCGCUGGCGGUUUAUCGAAUGGCUCUGGCGAUGAGAGUGACGAUGAUGCCGAACCGGGUGUACAGCUGAAGCGCAAGCAGCGUCGUUCGCGCACCACCUUCUCGAACGAUCAAAUCGAUGCAUUGGAGCGCAUAUUCGCACGCACACAAUAUCCGGAUGUAUACACACGUGAGGAGUUGGCGCAGAGCACCGGCCUGACCGAAGCGCGCGUACAGGUGUGGUUCUCGAAUAGGCGUGCGCGUUUGCGCAAACAAUUGAACACCACACAACAAGUAUCCAGCUUUGCUGCUAGCACCGCGGGUGGACUCAGCUCGGCAGGCUUUGCUAGCGCCGCCGCCGUUGCUUCACAAUAUCAUCCACAUCACCAUGCGCAUCAUCAUCAUCAUCAUAGCAGUGCUGCUGCUGCCGCCGCUGCUGCUGCACACACCAUGUCCGCUUCGGCUGCUGCACUCUCACACAAUCACUCCCAUCAAAUGGGUUUAUACAGUCAAGCUUGGAAUACAUUUGGCAGUAGUGCCGCCACACAAGCCGCGGCCGUUGCUGCUGCCUCUAAUGUCUUUGAACCGCAUCAGAAUUUCGCUCACUCAAGCGGUUCGGUAGCGUCUAUGUCGCCAACAAGUAGCGCCGCCAGUUCGGCUUCACUGAGUCCAGCGCAUCAGGCAGGCGCUACUGUCAGCAAUACCAACAACGAUGUGGGCAACAACAAUUACAGCAACAACUCAAAUUACGGCAUGCCGUCGGCCACCACAACCAGCUCAGCUACAUCUGUGGCUGUCAAUAGCAGCUCUGCACCAGCCACUGCCGCAACCAACUCUGCACCUUAUGCCACAUCCUCCACAGCUUAUGGUUUAAGCGCCAGCAGCAACUUCACCACUGCCACUUCAGCUGAGCAGCUACGCUCGCAAUUCGCUUCGGCUGCUGCUUCGGGCUCCCAUCAUCCCGCUAUGUCGUCAUGGGACUCGUACAAUUUCCCCGGCUCGUUCUUCUCGUCGGGCGCAAAUCACAUGGGUGGCUAUUCGCAGAGUAUGAGCGAGCACAAAUCGGCAGCCAGCGCAGCAGGCUAUCCUUAUUUCGGUUUCUAAGUUGAUAUGAAAUAGAAAUCGUGAAUCACAAAGCUCUAGCAAUUAUAUUGUAAGACUGUAGAAUCAGUAAAUCAGUAAAUCAGUGAGGAACUUAUAUAAUUAUUAUAGUGUAGAAACUACGGGACCACUCAACCAGUUGAAUAGAUAAAUUAUACCUGUGCCUCGAUAAUUUUAAUAUAUUAUAUAUGAACUAUGGGUAUUCUGUAGAGCUCAAGACUGAGUACUUUGUAUGUAUUUAACUGAUUAUUUUACUUUUGUUGUAUUCUUUAUAAUUAUUUUGGCAUGUAUUUAUUUCCUAAGAUACAUAUUGAAU